Molecule: messenger RNA, 2663 nt
Organism: Cicer arietinum (chickpea)
Lineage: Eukaryota; Viridiplantae; Streptophyta; Magnoliopsida; Fabales; Fabaceae
Product: CRM-domain containing factor CFM3, chloroplastic/mitochondrial-like
Biological process (GO): RNA splicing, via transesterification reactions
Molecular function (GO): mRNA binding
Source: RefSeq, a predicted model, not a curated record
GGAAAUGUGAUUGAUUAUGAAUUAUCAAAUGAAAUGAUGGUACUAUCAUCACUGAACUCGCUCUCUUUUCCAUCCAAAUUCAAAUUCACAUUUGGCAUUCUCAACCGUUUCUAUUUCUCAACCAAAUCCAACUUCAACGCCAUCGAUCGAGUCGUUUUUCGCUUUCGCAAUUUGGCUUCACUUGAUGAUGAUGAUGAUGAUGAUGAACCAACCCGAACCCUACUCCCUCGUCAGUUUUUGCACAGAGAAUGGAUUCGCACCGACGAGGCGGUUUUCCCGUCGGAGAAGGAGGUGUAUCAGCAACAAGAUAAGAAGAAGAAUGAAGUAAUUGCGCCGUGUUUGGCGGAAGAAGAGCUUAAACGAUUGCGAACAAUUGGAAUACAUCUUAAAAAGGAGAAGAAGGUAAGUGUCCCUCAAGCUGGCCUCACGCGUUCCGUGCUCCAAAAAAUUCAUCAUCAAUGGAAAAACAAUGAAUUGGUGUGCCUUAAGUUUCACCAACACCUUCUUGCUCCCAAUAUCAACUUAGCUCAUCGCAUCGUUCAGCAUCGAACUGGAGGAUUAGUUAUUUGGAGGUCAGGAAGUGUUAUGUGGGUGUACCGUGGUAACAAUUAUCAAGGGCCAAAAAUUGUGUGUCAACGUAUUUCAAAGGGAGGACCUGAGAACAUGACGCCGGAGGAGGUUGAGUUCGAUAGAAUGCUUGAUGAUUUUGGUCCUCGUUUUGUUGAUUGGUGGGGUACAGGAGUACUUCCUGUUGAUGCUGAUUUGCUUCCUUCUAUGCUACCUGGUUACAAAACACCUCUUAGGCUUCUUCCUGCAAGAAUGCAUCCACGGCUCACCAAUGAUGAGCACACAAAUAUGCUGAAACUUGCCAAAGCUCUUCCUUGUCAUUUUGCCUUGGGGAGAAAUAGAAAUCUUCAAGGUCUGGCGUGUGCUAUUCUUAAGCUUUGGGAGAAAAGUUUAGUUGCAAAGAUUGCUGUCAAGCGUGGUGUCCAGAAUACAAACAAUGAACUGAUGGCUCAGGAGCUAAAGAAAUUAACAGGAGGUACCUUGUUGCUAAGGAAUAAAUAUUACAUUGUAAUAUAUCGUGGGAAGGACUUCAUUCCAGCCAGUGUGGGUACCAUUUUAGCUGAAAGACAUGAAUUAAAGAAACAGAUGCAGGAUGUUCGGGAGAAGGUGGAGCGCAGAUCUGUUAAUGCAACUCCAUCUGAGGAAGAUCGAACAUCUGCACUAGCAGGGUCAUUGACUGAGUCUGAGUUCUAUGAAGCUCAAGCACCCUGCGGAAGGGACUUAUAUACUGUUGAACAUGAGAAGAUGAUGAAAGAGGCUGCCAAAACCAAAAAUGUUAGGCUCAUGAAAAAAGUUGAACUUAAACUAGCUGUUGCCCAGGCAGAUAUGUUAAAAGCAGAAAAGCUAUUAGCUGAACUAAAAGUGUCCAUGGUUCCAGCUGGUCCUGAUAAUGAGCGAGAAACAAUCACAGAUAAAGAACGUGUUAUGUUCCGUGCGGUUGGUUUAAAAAUGAAGGCGUACUUGCAACUUGGUACACAUGGUAUUUUUGAUGGUAUCAUUGAGAAUAUGCAUUUGCAUUGGAAGCAUCGAGAACUUGUUAAAUUAAUAACAAAAGAAAAGACUCUUGCAAUUGUUGAAAACACAGCUAGGUUACUGGACUUCAAGAGUGGUGGAAUUCUAGUAGCAAUAGAUAGACUUCCCAAAGGAUUUUCUCUGAUUUACUAUCGUGGAAAGAAUUAUAGGCGGCCCAUUAGUCUCCGGCCAAGAAACCAUUUAAUGAAAGCAAAAGCAUUGGAGCAUUCCAUAUCCAUGCAACGGCACGAGGCUCUGAGUCAGCAUAUAACUGAGUUGAGGGGGGAAAUAGAAGAAAUGAAAAAAGAACUUGGUUUGUCUCAAGAUUUGGAACCUGAAGAUAGGCUGUGCGUAAAGGACCCUAACCAGAUUGACCGCAUAUCAGAAUUCACUCAAACAGGGUACGGAAGAGAAAGGUUGAUGAAAGAAACUAAUACAAAAAAGGUUCUUCAUUGGAAUGAUGAUUAGUUAUCUACUUGUUAUGAUGGUGAUUCCGAUGAUAUGGAAUGGUGACAAUUCCAAAUUUUCAAACAUGGAAAAUGAUGGGUUUCUCGAGUGAAGGUGGGUUGUUGUAUUUUGCUAUUUGCAUUUUGAGAAGUUCCUGAAUGACAUCGGUCAUUUCCUGCAGUCGUCUAAGUAUUACCAACAUUGCUAUUGGAUCAGUUCUUCUGGUAGGCACAUAACUACGAUUUUAUAAAGGAAUGAUAUCAAAUUUUCUGGAUCAGUUGAAGGCAUCUUUUGCUUUUAAAGCUGACGUAUUUCUUGUUUGUUGCAAUUAAUAGCAUUAAAAGAAGUCUGCUCGCGUUCUCUAUAUCAUUAAUUUCUCCUACAUCUUGUGUUAUGAAGAGGCAGGCUUAAAGCAUUUAUAAUGGUUCUUCUUCUGUUUGCACAUUUUAGAUCUGUAAAACUGCAGUCCUAUUUGUUCAAAGUUCUUGAAAGAUGUGAUUACAAAAUCCAUCACCUCAAUGAUUCAAUGCCAGUUGAAGUUCCAUUGCUCUGGCAUAGUGUCUUUUAGGAUGUAUGGCUAAAUUGAGUAAUCUGAUUUGUUAUGUUUGUUUUCCUGAUGUUUAAUCGUUUUAUGAUUU